Messenger RNA from Laetiporus sulphureus 93-53, 747 nucleotides. RefSeq lists its product as uncharacterized. The transcript has 5 exons. NCBI's taxonomy places the organism in Eukaryota, Fungi, Basidiomycota, Agaricomycetes, Polyporales, Laetiporaceae. Bases 1 to 747 code for a protein of 248 amino acids. The record is from RefSeq and is a predicted model, not a curated record.
AUGCCGAAUCCAAGAGCCGGGUGGCAAGUAAAGCUGCGACAGAACUUUACCCCAGAUGACGGUAUACCGACUAUGGCGACUGGAGGGCAGGAGCCGGACACUAGCACUGCUGCUAUACGAAGUAACGAGGAACGCGGACAAGCUAUCCGAUCUACGAGACUCACCAUGUCAACAAGGAAGGAGGUCGAUGUGCCGUACACUCAUCAGGGACUACUCUACACAUCGUCGACGAGGAUUCAUGGCGAACUGCAUGAUUUGGUGCAAUUUGAGCUGGAGGACGGUAGAAUGCCGUCAGGAUCGCUGCGUCGCUCCGAGGUGCUUGGGGAACUAGGUGAUAUGAUCGUAGCGAAGGAAUUCCAUCGCGUAUCUUCACUCCAUCGGGUCACGAGCGACGGAUGGGGCGUUCGAUCUGAUGCGCAGAAUCAGGGAAUGUUCAUGGAAGUUGAUGACGUCCCUACGCGGUUGGUCUGCUCUUCUUCGAUUGCCGCUGGUACACCUUUGGGAUGUGGUGGAGAGGGGAAAGAAUUCUGGAUGAGUGCAAACGUACACAUACCAUUCGAUGGCACAGAAGAUGCUCUAUACAUUCCUGCCCUCCUCAAUGCCUCCACACCUCUAUUGGGAGACCCGCUACAUACCCAGAACCAGCACGGCCGUGCCUUGCUGGCUCGUGCGCGCAAAACAAAAGGUGUCUGGAUCUGGCUACAAGAAGACAUGGAUGUCCGCGUGACGUGGUGGUGGAGAACCUAG